Molecule: messenger RNA, 757 nt
Organism: Pocillopora verrucosa
Lineage: Eukaryota; Metazoa; Cnidaria; Anthozoa; Scleractinia; Pocilloporidae
Source: RefSeq, a predicted model, not a curated record
UGGCGGCCAUAAUCGUCAUGAAAUUACUUAGCACUCGCUUGCCAAAAUUACGCCUGCUCUGCAGGCUAUAAUCACCUGCACACCUUCUUUGAACCAAGCAUAAUCUGAACCAUCCGUAUGGCCAUUGAGACAAUUUCCUUCAAGCUGAAAAGGGGUCAUCAUCAAAGGGAAGCGAACUACAAGGGAUCCGAGAAAGAAGAGGAGGGUACUCUGAGGGACGGGACACAAUUUGACAGCAGUAUCCCUCGAGGAGAACCAUUCGUGUUUACAUUAGGAGUGGGACAAGUUAUCAAAGGAUGGGAUCAAGGACUAUUAAAUAUGUGUGAAGGAGAAAAGAGGAAACUUGUAAUCCCAUCAGACCUUGGUUAUGGGGACAGAGGAGCUCCCCCUAAGAUCCCAGGUCGUUCGCGGGGAAUGCCGAGGACAGACAGUCGCCAUCGAGUUCUACAUUAAAAGUGAUGAAUCCGAACCCUUAAGGCAUUACCGCGAGGCGCGCAAGGAACUGAACAAGCUGCUUCGUGUACGACAGCAUCCUUUCCUUACCAACAUCAUCAGUGUGUCCUUGUGCCCCUUGUGCCUUGUGCUGGAACUAGCAGGGCGCGGGGCUCUCACCGAGAUCUUAUCCAGCCCAAACUUGCUUGAUCACAUUGUCCUCUUUCAGACUGCAUAUCAAGUUGCAGACGCACUGAGAUUCCUUCAUGGCAUAGAUGUCAUCUAUAGAGACUUAAAACCGGAAAACGUCCUUGUUUGGUCCUUG